This is a messenger RNA of Adineta steineri, 216 nucleotides long. The record is from the annotation of a GenBank genome assembly. Lineage: Eukaryota; Metazoa; Rotifera; Eurotatoria; Adinetida; Adinetidae.
AUGCUGGUCGGGAUAUUGGUAGUUGUUUAUAGUAUACCAAAAGAACCAGUUGUAAUUUGUGAUAUGAACUUUGCUUUGGUAAAUCCUAUACAAGUCGAAUACAACUAUCGGCCACAAUCUGUUGCUGUUGGUGAUUUCAAUAAUGAUACUUGGAUCGAUAUUGUUGUUGCAAAUCGUGCAACGAACAAUAUAGCUGUGUUUUUUUGGAUAUGGUAA